AUGAAUAUAGAAGAAGCUAUAGAUUCCCAGCACGAAGUGGCUACAGAUAAAAUAGAUCCAGCCUUACGAAAUGCCCUCAUUGCGGAGCCCGAUGUUCAUCAACAGUUUGCUUCACUACUUCGACUGCUGAAGUUUUCCGUUCAUCCUGAUGUCCUUCUUCAUUAUUACCUGCUCUUAUCAACUGUGGAAGAAAGUGAGAAAACUCAGCUUCUCAAAUGGCUUGUAUUUUACCGUCAAUGGCACCUGUUCUGGCAAAUUGCUAUUACUGACGCUACUUCUUUGAGCGACGUGGAGGACCUUGUGGAUCUAAUACAUGCUGAGCUUGAAAUAAACCAUAAUUUGACCUUCGGCGUAUGGGAAGUGGUUCGAGCUGCAAUUCAUGAAACAACUACAGCCAGUCUUUUGACGUCUGUUAUAGAGACUGUUGAGUACAAAUUUGGUCUCUCCAAGUCACAACUCAUUAGCUUUAUAUCUUUUAUAAGGGAGCUUGAUAAUGUGGAAACAGAUGACGAGCUAAACCUUCUUGAGGAAAGUCAAUUACAAACGAUGUCAGACAGUUUCAUCUGCAAAGCAUUUUUUUACAGACUCGUCUAA
This is a messenger RNA of Candidozyma haemuli, 594 nucleotides long. RefSeq lists its product as uncharacterized. The record is from RefSeq and is a predicted model, not a curated record. The transcript has a single exon. Lineage: Eukaryota; Fungi; Ascomycota; Pichiomycetes; Serinales; Metschnikowiaceae. Bases 1 to 594 code for a protein of 197 amino acids.